GAACUAGAGAAGUGCUUCUGAAACGAGCGGAUAAGCUUAGCUUGAUGCUGGAUAGGUGGAUGGACUUGGCAGGAGCACUUUAAUCAACGGUUGAGUGCUAUCAAGGCUCUAGGUCUGAAUGAAGACGGUAUGCCCUAUGUUUGGGUUUCUGAGCUAGGUUCUCUAGAUUUUGAGGAUCAUACUCCAGAUCAUGUAAUCUCGGUUCAUCCAAGCUCAAAGUGUGUAAUAUUGACUAUCCUUGGUACCAGGAUAUUUCCGAGACCGAGCCCGCAGGAUAUAAUUAUGGAUCUAGCAGCUAAAACUAUAAAAUUCGAUGAGGGAGAGGCACACUGUGGGAUGGCAAUGGGAGCCAGAAACCUGCUGAAGACCUCGAGAGAGGAAUUGACGAAUAUUCUAAAUAUUAAUCCUGGCUGUACCUUCGUUAUUCUUGGUUAUUCACUUGGUGCGGGAAUCGCCCAGUUGGUAGCUUACUCUUUACUUAGUCCUGAGUACAAAAAUCUGAUACCAGAUGGCAUUGAAGUGAGAACAGUACUGUACGGUUGUCCCCCAGUGUACGGUUCCUCAACAUCUAUUCCUCAACUUAAAAACGUUUUAGUUGUGCAGAACCAUAAUGAUGGAAUAUGCGGCGCAAGCUUGAAAUCUAUAAAUGAUGUUUUCCUAAAAACUCGAGCAAUUCAUCGCCUUAAUCUUAAACGAAGAACUCUAUUUAGAAUGGUUCUGACAUCAAGUUCGGGUAAAGAUAAAAGAAAAG
Molecule: messenger RNA, 751 nt
Organism: Eurytemora carolleeae
Lineage: Eukaryota; Metazoa; Arthropoda; Copepoda; Calanoida; Temoridae
Exons: 9
Biological process (GO): lipid metabolic process
Source: RefSeq, a predicted model, not a curated record